AUGUCAAAAUUGAUAGUGUAUCUUGUUUUCAUCAUUUAUUGUGCUAAUCAGGGAGGAGGAGGAGGAGCAGGAGCAAGAGGAGGAGCAAGAGGAGUAGCCGCUGAAGUUGUCACAAAUUAUAGAGCUGACAAGUUAUGGGAUGAUGACUUAUUAAUGGAGACAACGCAAGUAGAAGAAUCAACAUUGACGAAUUGUGACACAAUGGAACAUGGAGGAUUAUUUAUUUUGGAAGAAAAACCGUUGUUAUUGAUGGCAAAUACUGUUAACUUGAUGAAAUGGAAUUAG
Messenger RNA from Brugia pahangi, 285 nucleotides. Lineage: Eukaryota; Metazoa; Nematoda; Chromadorea; Rhabditida; Onchocercidae. The record is from the annotation of a GenBank genome assembly.